AUGGGCAGUGGCAGUGUUACCUAUCGGGUGGUCGAUAAUUUUGAUGUUAUCGAAAUCGAUUCGUUUAGUGUGCCCAUUGUCAUUAGAGCUGCUACACGAAAUGUAAAUUAUUUGAAAAAAUGUGAAAAGAUAACAUGAAGGUACAUCCUAGACCACUGGGACUACGUGCAAGGAAUAAAUAUCCUAAAACAGAUGGCGAUGAAGAUGGGGAACGCUUCUCGUUAUUCGCCACCAGUCUGCGUCAUCAGACCACGGAAUUCUUCAAUAAUUCUACAUUGCACGGCGUUCGUUACAUUGCCGAGAAGGAGAGACCCUUCUGUGAAAAAUUUAUGUGGUUCAGUUUCACAGCAGUCGGUGCUGUGACCACCUGCAUCAUCAUUGUCAGCUUGUGGGAGAAGUUUCAAACUAAUCCUACCAUUACCGGAUUGGACACUGAUUUUCACAAUUGGGACGUACCAUUUCCAGCAGUAACAUUGUGUGAUUUAAAUCCCGUUGAUGAUGAAUUGUUACAAGAAUAUAUUUUAAACAUAUGGGGUACAGAUCCCCCUAAAAAUGCAGCAAACAUGUUGCGAUGGCUGGCUACACUCAGCUAUACAAGUAUCGCGGAGCAUGUUGCGAAAUAUGUCGAUGACCGGGAACUUAUAGGAAGCUCAGAGAGUGCAUCACUUGAACCGUUCAGUAACCCGAAAGAUGCAGUUUUUAAUAUUGUACGUCGAUGUGAUUCAUUAUUUUACGAUUGCGAAUGGAAAGCAGACUCUGAGGAGUGUUGUGAUUUGCUUGUCCCGGUGUUCACUGAAAUGGGGUUCUGUUAUGCUUUCAAUUCACGGCAUGCAGAGAAGACGUGGCCUUGGCAAACUGAAUCGCAGCCAGAGCAAUUCCAAGAAGCUUUUAUCCACGAGACCGACGCUAAAUGGUCUUUUCUUUUUAAUUCAUAUCGUAAUGACACUACGAUUGAUAUAUAUAUUCACUCUGCUGAAGAAAUGGCCGGAUUGGAGCAAAGCGCGCAACACAUGUGGGAUCGUCGUGUAGAAAAGGUGUCGUUUUCCGUCAAACAUACAUACACGACAGAAGACGCCCGCCAAUUGUCCAUAAGGCAACGUCGAUGUAUAUUCACCGACGAGCAGAAGUUAGAAACUUCGAACAUUUACACAUAUUCAGCAUGCAUGCGGCAGUGCCGUAUGCAAAGAAGUCGUCUGUUUUGCAAAUGUGUACCGCAUUUUUAUCCUCUUAUAAAGGGCUAUAAACAGUGUACCGUUCAAGAGUUGGCGUGCAUCGCAAAGCACGUAGCAGCCAUUACGGACGUGACACGGUGCCCUUGCGAGCUGGGCUGUUCACAUACAGUGUACGAAGUUGAGAAACUUACAGAAAUCGACACAAUGAAGAGUUCAGGAACAACUACAUCCCUUGAGACGGAAUUCGUCUCGUGGCCAAUGGUGCGUUAUAAGAGGGAAGUGCUGUUUGGCUGGGUCGAUUUAUUAGUGUCGUUCGGUGGCAUAGCUGGCCUUUUCCUAGGCUUUUCAUUGCUGUCUGGUGUGGAGCUAAUCUACUACUUCACAUUGCGGGCCUGGUGUGCCGCAGUGCGGGAAACGGAGACAUUACGGCGCGAGAGGGCAGAGAGACUCGCUCAACCUAAACCGCCACAUAAUCUCAGUCUAGUGCCAUGGUGGAAAGAACCUCCAGGCUCCUAUUCGAGUCGCCCAUUAAUGGUGCGUCCAAAAGGCAGGCCGCCACAAUACUCCCCACCACCAGGCUACAACACUUAUCUACCAUAAUGAGUUGCUUAUCAUUCCGGAAGUAUUGAAUUUAAAAAAUGGGCCAAUUUCAUCUGUAUGGCAUUUGUUUGUGGUGAUUCAUAUUUUUUUACUUAUAUUGGGCAUUAUUCAAACAGAGAGAGGUAUUAUUACUAAUAUCCAGUUAAUCGCCUAAGAGGCGUCUAUCAAAUUUCAAAAACAAAUGAAUAAUUUAUGUAUUGUAAUGUUAUAAUAAUUAUUAAUAUUAAAGUCUAACCUACGUUACUCAUUGCGCGGUCACUAAGAAAUAGC
This is a messenger RNA of Galleria mellonella (greater wax moth), 2042 nucleotides long. It is a transcript of the gene ppk23, whose product is annotated as sodium channel protein Nach-like. The transcript is spliced from 11 exons. NCBI's taxonomy places the organism in Eukaryota, Metazoa, Arthropoda, Insecta, Lepidoptera, Pyralidae. Gene Ontology annotation, biological process: sodium ion transmembrane transport. Gene Ontology annotation, molecular function: ligand-gated sodium channel activity. Gene Ontology annotation, cellular component: membrane. Bases 135 to 1772 code for a protein of 545 amino acids. The record is from RefSeq and is a predicted model, not a curated record.